Molecule: messenger RNA, 2461 nt
Organism: Apus apus (common swift)
Lineage: Eukaryota; Metazoa; Chordata; Aves; Apodiformes; Apodidae
Product: retinol dehydrogenase 8-like
Exons: 3
Coding region: 1392-1844 (150 amino acids)
Source: RefSeq, a predicted model, not a curated record
GUAUCUUAUUUAAUGAUGUUUAUGCUGCAUCUAAGUUUGCGGUGGAAGGAUUCUGCGAAAGUUUAGCUAUACAAGCACUCAAGUUCAAACUGCAGUAAGUAUUGAUCCAUGGUGGAAUAUUAUAUUUUAGAUAGUUUAAAAUAUAUUAGGGCUAGCAAACACAUUAUUAAAGCCUGCUGCUAUCUAGGAGAAACAAACUGAGGAACCCAUAGAAAAUGUACAUCACAAAAGGCAUAGAAAUGUCUACAUAAGCAAAGAUUUAGAUGCUCAAAUAAACAUGUUAUCUUGGACAAUUAAAGGCUGUUUAGCUUUGGAUAAAAUACAAUUAAUAUAGCUUCUGAAAAAAUGGUCCUGCAUAAAAUAUCAUAGGAAUAAAAUUAUAAUAUCAACUUGUAAUAUUUUCCUGUAGAAAGGAUAACAGACUUCAUAGGGAAUUCACAGAUAAAAAAGUUCAGGGGCUCAUCAGACAGAGCAAGUGGAAAUCCAUCAGAAUGGAACACAGGACAAGACACUUAUAAUAACAGGAGGUAGGAGGAAAGUGAGAAGAAUGUGGUGUACUAUUUCUUAAAGUUUAAGACAGUAUUUAAGAGAAUGGUCCUGUUAAUUGCUUAUGGUACUUUGGAGUUUGAUUUGUCACACAUAUUCACAUUCAUGUCAUUCUGCUACUGUUCUUUGUGUGAAGUCCAACCAUUGUUAAAUAUCCAUUGCAUCUCUAUGUGCCUAAGCAUUUGGUCCUUGAGCUGAGGGAGAAGAGACAGCUGCUCUCAUGGGGUUUCAGAGACAAAGCAGCAACCAAACUAUGAUUUUGCAUACCACUUUAAAAAGUUUGGAGAGAUUUAAAAUAAAUAUAUUCUAAUGAUACACAGGAUAUAACAGAAUUCAUAAUAAGGUCUCAAGAGUAUAAGAUACAGCAAAAAAGGAGGUUAAAAAAAGUAAGUAAAUUGGGAAAAGUUCAAGGUCCAGUGUGAUGAGUGAUGCAAGAGAAAAGGCUUUAAUUCCAGCAGCCUCUGGAAUUCUGCUGUCAAGGUCAAUAGCUUGAUUUAGCUCUAAAGAAGGGCCUGGUCAGAACUGAAGUCUUGGAAGAGGUCCUAUCCUAAAGAAUGUUUUGAUAAACAUAGUGGUGGAGAGAAAUUACUGCCUGAGAAAAGAGCUGGGAAAAAACUGAGUAGUGAUUUGGGAAAGCUAUAACAAAGAAUCUUUUCCAGAAAGUAAUGCAUUUUGUUAAUAUCCUUUUAAUUAUUUUCCUUAAUAUUUGAUAAGUUAUCUUGUGGAUAAAUCAACCUCUAGACUCUGCAACUAUGAGACAGCAGGAAACAACUGCACUCACUUCUGCCAUGAAUUAAGUAACAGCACUUCCCUGAAAUUUAAGCUACACAUAUUUCUACUGCUACAUGUGGAUGGGUCGGAGCGUGAGAGCAGCAAUGUGGUUAAGUUUGAUUGAACCAGGCCCAGUGGUUACAGAGUUUGAAAGAAAAGUGUUUGAAGAUGGAAUGAAAAUGGAUCUUUCAGCUGCAGAUGAAGAAACAGCUGAGAUGUUUACUAAUAUUUACCUUAAAAAUUACAAACAAAUUUUUCAGAGCCUGGGACAAAGUGCUGAAGAUGUUGCAGAGCAUACAGUCAAGAUAAUUCUUGCAGAAAACCCACCUUUUCGCCAUCAGACCAACACCUUGUAUACUCCAAUGACAACUUUGAAAUAUGCAGAUCCAAACGGAGAUCUACCUAUUGAUAUAUUCUACAAAAUGGUUUUUCAUCACGACAAAAUCUUCAGUGCAAGUCUUAACUUCAUCAAAUUGCUAAGGUGGAGAAGUAGAAAGAGCUUUGACCUGGGAAAACCUUCACAAUAAGUCUGAGAUUAUACAGUGCAAAUUGGAAUUACUUGUUGUAGCUACUGAUAACACAGUAUGUUGUUAUUCAAAUGCCUUUGCUCUGUAAUUGUGAGAAGGCUUUAAAGAUAUUUGUUUGAGCUUAGCUAAGAUAUUCAGCUCAAUGCAUUUACCUUGAACUUCACAGUUUGCAGAACCUUGAAACUGAAAUCCUCUAACUAUAGGUUUAUUCUAUUUAGUGUUUGCUUAUUACAAAGAGAUGCUUUCAUAGGAGCAUGAACAUUGACUGAUAAUUGAGUAUUCAAUAUUAACCUGAUCCUCUUCACUUGUUAGAAUAUAAUACAUACUGAGAUGUGUACUGUAUGUAGAUUCUUAGUAUUAUAAUUUUUUGCUUAUUAGAAUAGUAAUUCCUCAAUCACAAUAGCAUUCUCAUUGUUAGAAAUCAGGUCUGUUUACCAGUAACAGAUGAGAAAGUCUCAUCAAUCUUAAAACAUUACAACUAGAAUAUUUAUUAUUUGUAUGUAUUCUAACAUUCUGAAUGCUUCCUUUAUAUGCAAUGGUUACUGGCAUAUUACACAUAGUGGAUAAUAAAAUGUUCCUUAAAAGCAUCUUAAAAUAACUCCUUACUGUCUGGGUAU